GAUUCCCAAAGCCCUGCAUUCCCGCCGCAACCUUGCUCUGCGGUGAGAAUGGAGAAAACUCAAGACGACGAGCCCAAUGAGAGGAGAACGGAGAAGAAGGGAUUGAUACAGAUCCCUUCAUACCAGGAAGUCUUCGGCAUCAGCGGAGGAGAUGGGUCUUCCUCAUCUCGAUCUUACAAUCCUCCGCCUCCGGCUUCUUUCUCCCAGGCUUUUUCCUUCAUCAAAUCCUCCGAAUUCUACUCUCCUCCGCCUCCGUUGGAGCAAGCGCCGAGGGAAGUUUCUGAUUCGGCGGCGGCUUCGUGCUCUUCUUCUUAUACCCCGAUUUCUGCUUCGAAUUCUUACUCUUCAGCGAGUUCAUCCGCUCAGAAUCGAAAUGCUAUCCUUGUUAGCCAUAGGCAGAAGGGGAAUCCUUUGCUCAAGCAUAUAAGGAAUGUUAAGUGGGCUUUUGCUGAUAUAGUCUGCGACUAUUUGCUGGGACAGAGUUCAUGCGCUCUUUAUAUAAGCUUACGUUAUCAUCUACUUCAUCCAGAAUAUUUGUAUUAUCGAAUAAGGGAAUUGCAGAAGGUCUUCAAGCUUCGUGUCAUUUUGUGUCAUAUUGAUGUGGAAGAUGUAGUUAAGCCAUUGUUGGAAGUCACUAAGACAGCAAUGUUUCAUGAUUGUAGCCUUUUAUGUGGUUGGAGCUUGGAAGAAUGUGGCCGAUACUUGGAGACUAUAAAAGUAUAUGAAAACAAACCCGCAGAUAGUAUCCGUGAACAAACAGAUACAGACUAUUUAUCACGGCUGACUCGUGCACUAACAACAGUUCGACAUGUUAACAAGACGGACGUGGUGACUCUUGGAUCCACUUUUGGGUCACUUGCAGGUAUAAUGGAUGCUUCCAUGGAAGAUUUGGCUCGUUGCCCUGGAAUCGGUGAGCGCAAGUUGAAACGCCUUCACGAUACAUUCAACGAGCCAUUCCGAAGAGUUUCUACUCGACCCCCAACCGUUACAAUACCCGAGGCCUUCAGCAAAAAGGCCAAAAGAGAAGCUAAUGAGGCUCUGAAAGCCCAUGAAGGAAAGCCAGAAAUGGAUGAGGGGAGGUGUGAUGCUCCUAAAGCUGAGAAGGAACGCAGCGUCAGUGUUCGUUCGGCUUUAGAUGCUGCUUUUGCUAAAUAUGCAGAGAGAGUUGGCACGGGCAGUGGUAGGAGAGGGCGCCCGGCUGAGAAGAAAAUGGGUGGUGGUGAUGGUGAUGGUGAUGGUUAGAUGCUGCUUUAGCUAAAUAUGCAGCGAGAGUUGGCACGGGCAGUGGUAGGAGAGCGCGCCGCUGAGAAGAAAAUGGGUGGUGGUGAUGGUGAUGGCAAUCACAAAGUUUCAAAAUGAUGCAGAAACUUGAGGGUAAGUUAUUCAUACCACCACAAAAUUCUUAUGUAUUUAUAUAUCUAACACAAACAAACUUUUAAUAUUUAUACAAGUAUUCAAAAUCUUUAAUAUCACAUUAGUAAUAUCAUUAUUGUCUUAGAAGUGAAAUCCACCUGUUCAUUCAUGGGUUUAUGACACAAUAAAAGGUGUUAUAAAUAUGAAUAUGAAGAUUUAGGGGUUAAAUAUGUGAAUAUAUAUGGAUUGUGUGGUAUGUACGCAAUUUUCUUAUUAUUGAAUAUUUGGGACUAAAAAAUUGUAAUG
Phalaenopsis equestris is the source of this 1659-nucleotide messenger RNA. Its product is annotated as DNA excision repair protein ERCC-1. Gene Ontology annotation, biological process: nucleotide-excision repair; mitotic recombination; UV-damage excision repair. Gene Ontology annotation, molecular function: damaged DNA binding; single-stranded DNA binding. The transcript has 9 exons. The coding region runs from base 49 to 1242 and encodes 397 amino acids. Gene Ontology annotation, cellular component: ERCC4-ERCC1 complex; nucleotide-excision repair factor 1 complex; nucleus. The record is from RefSeq and is a predicted model, not a curated record. Lineage: Eukaryota; Viridiplantae; Streptophyta; Magnoliopsida; Asparagales; Orchidaceae.